Yamadazyma tenuis ATCC 10573 is the source of this 3611-nucleotide messenger RNA. NCBI's taxonomy places the organism in Eukaryota, Fungi, Ascomycota, Pichiomycetes, Serinales, Debaryomycetaceae. The record is from RefSeq and is a predicted model, not a curated record.
GCGCUCUCACCUGUGCGACCUUUCAAGUCUCCUAAGCUUACACAAUUGUUCGAGACCCUCCACUAUGAAUAUAGACAAGUCGGGAUUCGAGGACCUCGCGGCGUUGUUUCUCCCAGACAUCCUGAACCAGAACCUAAGCGGCGGCUCCAACCAUCAUCGGCACCAAGAUCACGGGCCUCCAUCCCAGAUGCCCAGUGUGAGCUCGACCCCCACGCAACCCAAUCCUUCGAAUUCUGGCCAUACCGCCAUCAACAACAACCUGCUGCCCCAGUCUGUUCUACGUGCCAAGGCAGAACAAGACCAGCACCAGUUCUUGCUGCCUCCCAACUCCAACUCUCAGUCGAGUUUUGCCAACUUCCUCAGUAACAACGACUUUAUCACUUGGAAACUCCCGCCAGCCUUUGGCACCAGCACCACGUCGGUCUCUGAUACGCCCGGGAUCACACAGGCUACGGGAGCCCAGGCCCAACUGUCCGCCAGCGACACUUUCGACAACCACGCCGAGACCCACCAUGUUGGGCACUAUAGCAGUUUUGUGCCGCCAGAAGCAUCGCUAUCACAGCUCCACCACCACCACCACGGUCAGUACUUUGGGUCCGGCUCGAGUCAGGCAGGCCUUUACAGCAAGCAGCUCGACCCAAAUUGGCUCACGGGCCAGGGAGAAUUGGACUCUCGAAUGUUUGGUGACCCCAAGUACAGUCUUGGGUAUCCCCAGCAUACGGGUCAGGACCAAAUGGACUUCAUGUACCAGCCGCAGCCGCAGCUUCCGCCCAACUUCACGAGCGACUACGACAGCGUGGCACGAGUGCCUGUGGCCCAGUACCAGAAUGGAGCGACAGCUGCUGCCAGUGAUGAGAUAGGCUCGAAGAAGAGCGGCAAGAGGAAGUACCAGCGCAAACGUAACAAGAAGGUCCCCAACACGUCAGGCAUCCAAAUCGAUUACUCGUCUGCAAAGUUGAUCAAGUUACUUGAUCUUCGGUCCAAAAAGUUGAACCAAGACUACAAAUUGCUCGACCAGAAGGGGAACGAGAUCCUGGUUGAUUUCAGGGGGUUCUUGAGCGGGAGAGCGUUGACGAACGACUAUGACAACAGCAAGUAUAUUCUUGGGUUGUUUGAAGAGAAGAACGAGGGUCUGCAGAUCAAGAACAAAACCAUACGAGCGGACCCCAAGGUGAUUUCGUGCUACAGAAGAAAUUUCAUCCAGGUGUCGUUGAACUUCAAGUUGUUGGGGUUCAAGGACUACAGCGAGGACGACUCGAAGAUCUUGAAGUUGCAGACCAGUGAGUACGGAUAUAACAUCACCCGAGUGGUCAAAUGGUUCAAAAUCGAAAUCACUGCCCUUUCCACUGCUUCGGCCGGCCAGCCGGUACUGUUGGUUAUCAAUGAGGACUCGAAGGAACGCAAGGAAGAAGGCCAUCUCAUCACCAAUAAAGACGACCAUGUGGUACUGACUCCUAUCAGCAGUACCCAACAAAUCAUCACCUUGAACAACUCCCAGAUCACCGAUGGUAACAUCGACACCUUCUUCACCAUCAAGAAGUUGCAGUUUAAGAAUGCCACCUCCAACAACGGCAAAUUUCUCUUCCAGAACUACUACUACUUAAAGAUCAAGUUGAGUGCCAUUGUGGCCGACUUGUACUAUGAUGAUUAUAUUGACGAGGACUUUUCGGUGGCUAACUCCGACAACAGCCGAAACGAAAUUAAUCUCUUUGAGUUGCAGAGCGAGCCAAUGAUUGUUCGAGGCAGAAACCCGUCUUUUUACGCCGAGAGAAAAGAUAUGUUGGUCAAGGGCCGUUUACCUCUGUUGAAACUGUCAUAUCUUGCAGCCACAAAAGUCGAUACAGGAGAUCCUUUAGAUUUCAUGAAAAUCGACUACAACCUGUCGGAAUCGACUACUGACCGAGAUCCUCAAGCAAACAAUGAAGGAACUGAAGAAGGAGAUGAAGAAGAAGAGGAUGAGGAUGAGGGAGACGACGAUUUUGAAGGUGAUGCCCUUGAGAAUGAGAAUGAAAACGACGCGCCGGCAGAAGAGCCCAAAAAGCCAAAGUCCACCACGCCCGUACCAGCUACCAGCCAGACAAAAUCGAUUCCUCCAGGUUACAACCCCAACCCGUCGUCCCUUAACUUAGAAACAAUUGGGAAAGAUGGUAACCACUACAAGUAUUUUCCAAUUUCCAAUGUGUACUAUCUUCCACCUAUCAAUUUCACCACGAUAUCGCUAAGAUGAAGACGGCAUCGCCAGCAAUCGAAGAAAAGAGUGUACACCGUAGAAAGAGCAGUAACGUCUAUUUCAAGUAGGUCAUUUAUUUUAAUGUGACAUAAUAUAAAACUCGAAUCUCGCCUAUUCCUUAAUAAGAACAGAAGCAGCACCCAUACCGGUACCAAUACACAUGGAAGUGACACCAAAUUGGCCGGGCUUCAACAAUCUCAAGAUGGUGGCAUAUUGUCUAGCACCAGUAGAACCCAAUGGGUGACCAAGAGCAAUAGCACCUCCAUUGAUGUUCACCUUUUCUCGUGGAAUAUUGCAAGUGUUGAUAGAGUACAAGCACUGGGAGGCAAACGCUUCAUUGAUUUCAAACACAUCAAUGUCAUCCACCGUCAAGCCUGACUUCUUCAAAGCUUCGGGGAUGGCCACAGCUGGACCAAUACCCAUGAUUUCGGGUGGACAUCCCACUGCCGAACACAAGACGUACUUGGCUUCAAUAGGGUAUCCCUUGGCCUCGGCCAACGAUCUUCUCAUCAACAACACAACAGCAGCACCGUCCGACACUUGCGAAGCGUUACCGGCGUGGGUGGUACCAGUGGCACUGAAAGCAGGUUUCAAUUUAGCCAAGGAUUCGGCAGUAACUCCCUUUCUUGGACCUUCGUCGGUGUCAAUCAACACCGACUUGUAAGUGACAUUGUCAUCGUCAUCUUCUUCGGCAAUGAACGACUCAAUUGGCAAGAUCUCGUCUUUGAAGGCCCCGGAAGAAAUAGCCUUUUCGGCCUUGUUGUAUGACUCAGCAGCAAACUUAUCCUGUUCAGCUCUGCUGACGUUGAAUUGGGAUGCAACGUUUUCGGACGUGAUCCCCAUAGGAAUCAAGCACUUGGCCACCUCUUCAUUUUCUUGCAAGUGAACAUCAAUCUUAGCCACUGCCAGAGGUCCGUAAUUGGCACUCAUACUUUCUACACCAGCACCAAUCCCACAGUCGAUUUCACCAACCUUAAUCUUGUUGGCGAUUUCGCUGAUAGCCAUCAACCCGGAAGAACAUUGUCUGUUGAGGCCGAUGAACGCAGCCUUGUUAGGGAUUCCGGCUGCCAAAGCGGCACCUCUGUGUUCGGUGGAACCAGCUCCUCCGUUCAACACGUUACCAACGGCGACAUCUUCGAUCAAGUUAACAUCAAUACCGGUCUUCUUGAUAAAGGCUUCAAAGAGGCCCUUUAAAAGGAAAUCGGAUCCUACAUCUUUGAAUCCACCUUUACCACCUUUGGCCAAAGCAGUUCUAUAAGCAGCUACCACCACCACAUCAUCAGGGUUUUUUUGAAGCAAGGCUUGCUUGGAGUUAGGGCUUAAUUGUCCGGAUAAUUGGUUUAAUCUUUCCAUGAUGUUGAAAAAAACUUGGAAUGCAGAU